AUUUAGAUUAGGCCCGGCAGCCCGGUAAAACGUUGAUAAUGAAAAAAUUAAUAAAAUUAGCAGUAUUUGGCCCAGCCCAACAAUUGGAUAACAGAUCUUUAGUAGAGCGGAGAGAAACGCCCGUUUCUGGGUCGAGGGCGGCCGCCGCCGGCACCGACACCCCGUCUGCGUCGAUGGCGACCGCCGCCGCCGCUACCGGAUCGGAAAGAUACUGCAUCUCUGGCGAGUGACGCCGCCACCAGGUCGUCCCUGUCCUCCAUGGCGGGUGACCAUCACGGGCGACCGCCGCCGCCACCGGAUCGGACAGAUACUGCAUCGCCGGCGAAUGACACUGCCACCGUCUCCAUCGCGGGCGACCGCCGCCGCCAGCAGAUCGGGCUUGUCCUUCAUCGUCGGCGAGCUACGCCGCCACCACGUUGACAACGCCACCACGUCAAGGCUGCCGCAACAUCGAGAGACGCUGCCAGGUGGUUUGUGACUUGAGGAAAAAGCUCUGGAUCAAGAUAUCUACAAACCUCCGUUUCAUGUCCUGUUUCGCUGAGUCAACCCACCUCCAAUGUUGUAAUUUCACCAUGAACAAUAUAGCAGGAACUAAAUUGUUCUUAACUUUUGCGUUCAGAUGGCGUCGCCGCUCCGUCCUUCCCGUGUCGCCGCUCCGUCCCUGCCACCGCCCUGUCCUCUGCUCGCGUCGCCACCCUGACGCCGGCGCCCUAUUCUCCCCUCCCACCGCCACCGCCUCCCGUUGGCAUAGUGCUUCGCUGCCCGUCCGCGCUCGCUCACCACCUCCAUCCCUAACCCCUGUAAAAAUCCCCCUUUCCGGUAGCCAUCUCCGGCCGCCAUUCCGGUCCCUGGCAGCGGCCGCCUCUCGUGUCACGCUGUUCAGCGCCGCAUGGUAUUCUUCGCCCAGGACGACGUGCUCCACCCACACCUCACCGUCCGAGAGAGGCUCGCGUUCUGCGGCAUGCUGAGGCUCGCGGUCGCCGAUGCCUUGAUCGCUGACACCAUCGUGGGCAACGCGUUCGUGCGCGGCGUGUCUAGCGGCGAGCGGGAGCACGUGAACAUCGCGCACGAGCUGCUGGUGAAGCCAAGCUUACUGGUCCUCGACGAACCCACCUCCGACUCCACAGCCGCAUCCCGCCUCGUCCCCACGCUCUCGGCGCUGUCACGCAAGGAACGGACGGUGUUGCUGUCCGUGCACCAGCCGCCGUCCAGCCGUGUGUACCAGACGUUCGACUCCGUGCUGCUGCUCGCCGAGGGGAGCCAGCUCGCCGCCGUCGUGAGCUCCGAUUGAGCGCCAGUCCGGACUCCGGAGUGGUGGUGAGCCAACUGGCGGCUGCACGGUUUCGUGCAGCGCGGCAAGCUUGACGGCGGCAAUCCUUUUCCUGAAUACUGAAUAUGUGUGUUUCUUAGAGUGAAGCCAUGAUUAGCUUACACCAAUUGGUUAUAUGCUAAAGAUGAUGUAGAAUUGAUAUACCGGUUGCCAAAUUAGUUUGUUCCUGACUGACUAACCUAUGAUUGAUCAAAUUUCGAUUUUCCAAAAUGUUCAAAGCCAUUAUCUUGAGCAAAACUAGAGUAAACAUGGUUGUUGCUCAGGCUCUUUUGAAGAGCUUGAUUAUGUGUGGUUGUUGCACUUCAUCAUCAAUCUGUCUUACCAGGACAAUAAAUGGUCAAUGUCCACCAUUUUACAAACGUAGCUAUGACAAGGAUAGCUGCAAUUGUUAGGUUUAUCCAUCUCAAACAUUCAAGUUGAAAGAAUAGUGUGAACAACCCUCGAAAAUACUCAGCUAGCGCUUUGUUUAGAAAUACUUUCCUAUAGAGAUCAGUACGCUCGCGCUCGGUCUGAAGGUAAGUGAAAUCUUCGUUUUGAAGCAAUGAGUCGUAAUUCCUUUUUAUCUUCUCUAUUUCUUGGUUGUACUCUAUUAGAAGUAGCGAUUUGUGUUCAAAAAAUAGAUGUGCAGCCAAGGAAGAAAUGAAAAAACUUAUGACCAACACAGAACAGAUAACAGACAGAACAAAAAAAAAAGUAAAUCUUAUGUUCAUGGUCUUUGCUAAGCACAUUGUUGGAAUGCAUUAACCUGUCCAACUCAUUUUUCAGCUGUUCUUCACUAAGUUCAAAAGCUAAUACUGAAUUGUUACUGCCUAUUGUUUAAGAACCAACACUAGCUGACACAGUGACAUCUAUUAGCAAUUGGUGUGUCAAUGUGUAGUUACUGAUGGACAAUGUUGCAGAUAAGCUAUCCAAACACGGAAAAAAAAGAAUCAACACGAACUGAGCCUCCUUUCUACAUUUUCUUUUGUGAAAACAUGUUCUUAUAAGUUAUCGUCAAGAGUUAUAUGGAAGAUAGUUGUAUGUCUAUGACAAAAUUACUGAAUAUCCAAACUCGUCACAUAUCAAAUUUUUAUAUUGCUCACCGUGGAAGUAUGCCUAGAGAAAUGCUCAAAAUGACCUCGGCGUCUCCACAUACUACAGAAAACUAAAUAAUAACCCACUCAAGGGAACAAGCAAACCAGGAUCCAUAAAGUAUUUUAAAAGCCAAAUAAGGAAUUUUGUUGUAUCAACCAGUUUGCCGGAUGAGGUCACGUUUAACACAAUAAUUGCUGGCACAGGUUGUGUUUCUGAAAUUUCAGGAUGUUAGUCCUAGCUGUAGACCUGCAGUAAAUGAUUCCCGAACAACAUGUUUGUAACUCGCCGCUGCAUUCUCUUAUCUUGUUAUAGGACGGGUAACUGCUAUUUGUAGGGACUUGUAAUGUAUUUUAGUAUUUACAAGGAUGGGGAACUUUCUGAUAUCCCGAAAGGAUACCGUGAAGGAAUUCCCGGUUCCAUGAUAAUUAAUGAACCUGCCAAAGUGGAGUAGUAUCUGAUGGUGGAACAUUUAUGUCAUCACGAUUAUAACAGAAAAGCUUAUUUGUAAUACAUAGAGCCUGGGUGUGUAUCACCAAACGGAAUGGUCUUGAUAGAAGGUCCAGAUCAUGUAGAGUAAUGAUGCAAGCUCUUCAAGGAAGAAAGAAAUGUGAUUUGUACAUUAUCAUGAAUGGUCCACCCUUAAUUGAAAGUUUUGAUUACGAUGGCAUGACUGAAGA
This is a messenger RNA of Lolium perenne, 3081 nucleotides long. RefSeq names its product ABC transporter G family member 25-like. Gene Ontology annotation, molecular function: ATP hydrolysis activity; ATPase-coupled transmembrane transporter activity; ATP binding. NCBI's taxonomy places the organism in Eukaryota, Viridiplantae, Streptophyta, Magnoliopsida, Poales, Poaceae. Gene Ontology annotation, biological process: transmembrane transport. Gene Ontology annotation, cellular component: plasma membrane. The record is from RefSeq and is a predicted model, not a curated record.